CGCUGCCCGCGGAUUCCUACCCGCCCCCCAACCCCCGGGAGGUGCGAUGAGCAUCGCCCCGGUCUCAGCCCCGCUCCGGGGCCCUUUAAGGCGCGAGCUCGGGGCCGCCCUGACGUCAGCGGGCGGGCGCGCCCGGAGCCGCAGCCCCGCUCAGCUCCCGCACCCGCUGCCCACCCUGAGCUGUGCCAUGGCCCAGGGCUGCGGGGAGGGGCAGAUCGCGGGGCUGUACGACCUGCAGCGCACGCUGGGCAAGGGCCACUUUGCGGUGGUGAAGCUGGCGCGGCACGUCUUCACCGGGCAGCGCGUGGCCGUCAAGGUGAUCGACAAGAGCAAGCUGGCCGGGGGGGCGGCGGGGCAGCUGCUGCAGGAGGUGUGCUGCAUGAAGCUGGUCCAGCACCCCAACGUGGUGCGCCUCUACGAGGUGAUCGACACCCACGCCAAGCUCUACCUCAUCCUGGAGCUGGGCGACGGCGGCGACAUGUUCGACCACAUCAUGCGGCACGAGGGCGGGCUGGCCGAGGCCAGGGCCAAGCACUACUUCGCCCAGAUCGUCCACGCCAUCUCCUACUGCCACAAGCUCCACGUGGUGCACCGUGACCUCAAGCCCGAGAACGUGGUCUUCUUCCAGGAGCAAGGGGUGGUCAAGCUCACCGACUUCGGCUUCAGCAACCGCUUCCAGCCCGGCGAGAUGCUCACCACCAGCUGCGGCUCGCUGGCCUACUCGGCACCUGAGAUCCUGCUGGGGGACGAGUAUGAUGCCCCAGCUGUUGACAUCUGGAGCCUGGGGGUCAUCCUCUACAUGCUGGUGUGUGGCCACCCCCCCUUCCAGGAGGCCAACGACAGCGAGACCCUAACCAUGAUCAUGGACUGUCGUUACACCGUCCCCCCGCACGUCUCGGCGGAGUGCGCUGAUCUGAUCUCCAGGAUGCUGCAGCGGGACCCCAAGCAACGAGCCUCCCUGGAGCAGAUCGAGGCCCACGCGUGGCUGCAGGGGGUGGACCCGUCCCCCGCCAGCCGCUGCCGCCUGCCCCUCACCUCCCACAAACGCCUCUCCCAGGAGGAGCACGAGAUCAUCCUGCGGGCCAUGACCUGCGGGAACAUCGCUGACCGGGACGCCAUCCAGGAGGCGCUGGAGGCCGAUCGCUACAACCACAUCACGGCCACCUACUUCCUGCUGGCUGAGAGGAUGCUGCGGGAGAAGCAGGAGAAGCAGGAGAAGCAGGGCCACCACCUCAGCCUCGUCUACAACCUGGCCAAGGAGGUACAGAGCAGGACCAACUUAUCAGGCACGUUCAGCCCGCUGGGCAGCCCUGCUGGCAUCUCACCCUUCACGGAGGUGCCAGAUGGCCUCGCUGGGGGGGCCCGGCUGCCCUCCCUGCCCAGCAGAGGGGACACCCGGCAGCCCCCGGGGAGCCUGCUGAAGGUCCCAGCUGUAGACACCACCAUCACCAAGAGCACCCCGGCCCUGCAGCAGAUCUGCGAGGAGGAAGAGGAGGAGGAGGAGGAGGAAGAAGGCAGGCCCAGCGCCAUGGAGAGGAAGAGCAGCUCGCUGAACCAGGAGCAGAUGGGAGCCUUCCUGCGCGCCCGCGGGGAGGUCUGGGGGCCGGGGGCUGAGCUGGGGGGCCGGGGUGGGCGCCCGGGGGCAGCCUGGGUGGGGAAGGGCCUGAGCCGGGGUCCCCUGGUGAUGUGGGGGGAUGGAGCUGAGCCCCCCAGGAGGGAGGAGGACACAGAUCCUGGAGGCUCCUCAGCAGAGCCCCCAGGGGAACGGGGAGCCACCCCGCCAGCCCAGAGCGGCUCUGCUGGGGUCCCAUGGGUGCGGGGGGCAGAGAUGGCCCCUGUCACCCUCCCCAGCCCCACGGACAAGUCCCCAGAGCAGGGAGCAUCUACCAGCCCGUCCCAGCAGUCGGGGGAGAGCUCAGGCCUGGGGGGCACCGAGGGGGGCACGGAGAACGUGAUCAAGCUGGACCCUGGCAAGAGCAAGGGGGGCAGCCUGCGGGACAGGCUCCUGCAGUUCCCACUCUGUGAGAAAGCCCUGGCCUUCAAACUCCAGCCAGGCUCCAAGGAGAACCUCCUCUCCCUGGGGCAGUUCAACUGCUGCCACGUCAUCUAAUCCCCCCCGGGGUGAGGGUCCCAGAGGGUGCUGCCCCCUCCCCACCCCCCACACCUGCUUUGUCACCCGUGGUGGCCACCCAACCAGCACCCACCCUGGGCACCCACUGCAGUGCCUGGGGCCAGGCUGGCACAGACCUCCCCAGGCUGGGGCUGCCUGGGGUGGGGGGGUGGGUGAGUUGAGUUGGGGUCCAUCCCCACCCACCCCACAUCUCCCCAGCCCCCCCGGGGGUGACGGAGGGGGGGGGCAGCUCCACGGCCCCGCCGAGGUUGGACGCCGCGGGUUUUUUUUAAAAACGACUAGAAAGAAUUUUUUUAAAUAGUCUAUUUUAAUGUAACGAAAUAGAGAUUGCUAUAUCCCCCCCCCCCUAACCCCUCCCGGGGAUGGCAGCACCCCCAGAGCCCCCCAGGGCCCCCCCAGGGCCAGCCUGUCCUGCCCGUGGUGGCCGUGGGGCCAGCACUUGCCUGCCUGCAGCCCCCCUGCCAUCCAUGCCCUCCCCCCCCUGCCUCCCCGAGGCUGGGGCCUGGCACAGCCCUGCCCGUGGCUCUGCCUGACCCUAACCCUCCCCCCCCCCCCCCCAAAUCAGCUUCCUAUUUAUUAAUCACCUCUUUGUUUUCUUGCUGGCAAGAAAUGAAGGGCGGUGUCGCGGGCCGGAGCUCGGCCCGAGCCGCGCGGAAGGGCUGGGAGCAAAGCUCGUCGGGCCAAUAAAAGGAGCUCGUGGGUCA
Molecule: messenger RNA, 2835 nt
Organism: Apus apus (common swift)
Lineage: Eukaryota; Metazoa; Chordata; Aves; Apodiformes; Apodidae
Product: SNF-related serine/threonine-protein kinase-like
Biological process (GO): microtubule cytoskeleton organization; protein phosphorylation; intracellular signal transduction
Cellular component (GO): cytoplasm
Molecular function (GO): ATP binding; tau-protein kinase activity; protein serine/threonine kinase activity
Source: RefSeq, a predicted model, not a curated record